ACAACUAGGAGUCAACGAGCACCACCAGGCUCAAGUCAUCAACUAUAUGAGAUUCUCUCGCUACCAGAGAGGUCAAAGGCUGAGAGCUGUUGACAUGUGUUUUGAAGAUCUGAAAAGUAGCAGGCUCGAUGAGACGACAUACACCAUAGACGAGGUUACAGACAUGUUGGAUGGGCUUCUGUCUGUUGUGCGAGGAGAAGUAGAAGAUGAACUCAUCAACACUUCACACACAAAUAUCCUCCAGUGUCGACAGAUGUUCAUGCAGGCAGAAAAGUGGCAUCUCAAACUAGGGGCCGACAUUUCUGAAUUGGAAAACCGAGAUUUACUAGAACAAAUAGCAGACUUUGAAGAAAAAGAAUUCCGUGGUACAAAAAUGGAUAAGGAUUUACAAGGAGUACUUAAAAAUGUCAAGUUAAUUCCAUUAAAUGAGAAGGGAGGCACAGAACUACUACACAGG
Mizuhopecten yessoensis (Yesso scallop) is the source of this 457-nucleotide messenger RNA. Its product is annotated as leucine zipper transcription factor-like protein 1. The transcript has 3 exons. Gene Ontology annotation, cellular component: cytoplasm. The annotation marks the transcript as partial. Lineage: Eukaryota; Metazoa; Mollusca; Bivalvia; Pectinida; Pectinidae. The record is from RefSeq and is a predicted model, not a curated record. Gene Ontology annotation, biological process: negative regulation of protein localization to cilium.